UAAUGUGCUACUAUUCUGAACGGCUCAUUUAAGGGAAUACAUUUUCCGAUGCUCGCUGUCGUUUCUGAACCUUUCCAGGCCCGGUUUUCCCACUCUGUUUCCGUCUUCUCGCCCAGCCCCUGAGUGCAACGGCGCAGCGGAUUGGGCCUCGCUCCGGCGUUACGACACACCCUCCCUCCGCAGCCGCGCGCCGCCACCUGAUGCUUGGCAGCCCAAACUUCAGUCCUGACAGCGAGCGGAGGAUCACAACGCCGCGGCUCUCGCUUUUCCCAAACCAUUCAGCUUCUCUCUGUGGAUUCCUGAGGCUGUUUGUGUCUGAUAAGUACCGUCCCGAGGAGCGACAGGCGUUGACUGUGAGGUUCUGCCGCGCCUCGGACGCGAACGCGCUGGGAAGAGAGAAAGGAAGUUUCAGUCAAGACGGUGUUUGCCAAUUGCUGCUGGCUAGUCUGAAGGAGCUGAGUGAGGGAGUCAAGAAGGAGGGCUGCUCUGUGAGGCGGAAGCUUGAAAACUGCAGCUCUAAGGAGGAUCUGCGUGUCGAAGGUGGUGCUAGGUCCACCCAGGCGUCUUGGACAGCUGAAUGGUUGCCAUGAAGGUUAAAGGAUUUCUCAAACUUGCAUGAAAGAAUCAAAGCAACACUCCUGGAAAUGCGACGGCGUUCUAGAAAGAAGACUGCAGUUCUGGGAGUUCUGCUUCUCAUCUCUGUCCUGUACUACUUCUAUCCGUUUGAAUUCCUCCUCACGAGUUUUACUAAAUCGCCUCCAAAGCAACUGAGCUGGCAGGUGGAGAGGCUCAUCAGUAAGGAGUCCUGGGCGGAGCAGGGAGAUUAUCUGCCUCUCAAUGUGUCCUAUCAGCUGCUGGCAGGAAUGCCAUCGACUCAGCAGAAGUUCCUAACCAUCGGCAUGUCGUCAGUCAAGCGGAAGAAGGGCAGCUACCUGGUUCCCACGCUGCAGUCGCUCUUCUCUCAGUCAUCUCCUGAAGAGCGCUCCUCCAUGGUGGUAGUGGUGCUGAUCGCAGACUUCGACGUUUACUGGGUAACCAGUACCGUCAGGGAAAUCAACUCAACGUUUGCCUCUGAACUGGACCGAGGCCAGCUUUUAGUCAUCCACGUGUUCCAGAAGUGGUAUCCUCCUUUGACAGGCUUGAAGAGGAACUACAACGACGCUCCCGACCGGGUGUCGUUCCGCUCCAAGCAGAAUGUGGAUUACUCCUUCUUGAUCCACUACAGUGCAGGUCUAGGCCAGUACUACCUUCAGCUGGAAGACGACGUCUUUUCAGCACAGAACUUUCUCACAACUAUUCGGAAGCACAUUGAGGAGCAAAAUGCGAAAAAGGGCACCUGGGCGAUGUUGGAGUUUUCAGCCCUUGGUUACAUCGGGAAACUCUACAAGUCCUCCGACCUUCCUCUUUUGGCUCGCUUCCUUUUUCUGUUUUACCAAGAAAUGCCUUGUGACUGGCUGAUGUCUCAUUUCCGACAGCUGAUGGCCCAAAGAGAGACCAUCCUCUUUAAACCCUCGCUGUUCCAACACAUGGGCACUUUUUCAUCUUUCCAGGGAACAUACAACAAGCUAAAGGAUAAGAACUUUGAAGAGGGGCUAUACACCAAUCCCUCAGCUGAAGUGUAUUCAAAUAUUUCCACCUACCAGAAGUACUUCCCCAAACUGGCCUGGGAUCCCGGGGAGGGCUUCUUCUGGGGACGCUCUCCAGAAAGAGGAGAUCAUUUGACAGUGGUGUUCCUGCAGCCUGUGGUGGUGACGGGGAUACUAGUGGAAACGGGAUCAGGAGGAAAGGACCUCCUGGACUACGGUCAGGUGGAGCUAGGUCAAGAUGUAGUCACUGCAGCGAUAAAGAGCUGUAAAACCUUCCAGUCACUGGGAGCUUUUAUGAAUGGAAGAUUUGAGAUGCGAGAGGUAGACAAACUGCGCGGCUCUGCUUCUUCAUGUCUGAGGAUAUUGGUGACAGCCGGGCAGAAAGACUGGGUGAUGAUUCGGAAAAUAAGAAUCACAACAAAGUCCAGCGCAUCCUGACGCCAAACGUAGCUGGUUUGUCUGUCUUCCAGCCUGACUAACAUUUGGUUGUCGAGUUGGACUAAGACUCUUAGUUCCAAUUGGACUAAGAGUCCAAUUGGAAAUCCUGGUGUUGGUGAUGGGAGGUUGGGGUGUGUGGUGUUAAACUGUUCCUGUUACGAAGCAUCGAUCAUGCCUCAGUGAACCUGCUUCCACUCUGGAGUUGUUUGACCAAAGCAAAUUAUGUAAAGUGAUUAAACAGCCAUAGAAGAUAAGCAAGCAAAUCCAUUUGGUCUUUGUGUUUUUCACUGUAGGAAUCUGCAGCAUUUUGGGUUUUUUUAUGCUCCAUUUUCCUCUAGACUAUGUAUUUGUAUCUUUUUACUUAAAGCAUAAAUCACUUUUUGCAAA
Poeciliopsis prolifica (blackstripe livebearer) is the source of this 2411-nucleotide messenger RNA. Its product is annotated as alpha-1,3-mannosyl-glycoprotein 4-beta-N-acetylglucosaminyltransferase C. Gene Ontology annotation, biological process: protein N-linked glycosylation. Lineage: Eukaryota; Metazoa; Chordata; Actinopteri; Cyprinodontiformes; Poeciliidae. The record is from RefSeq and is a predicted model, not a curated record. Gene Ontology annotation, molecular function: acetylglucosaminyltransferase activity. The transcript is spliced from 6 exons. The coding region runs from base 645 to 2024 and encodes 459 amino acids.